Molecule: messenger RNA, 941 nt
Organism: Pyrus x bretschneideri (Chinese white pear)
Lineage: Eukaryota; Viridiplantae; Streptophyta; Magnoliopsida; Rosales; Rosaceae
Product: CASP-like protein 5A2
Exons: 3
Coding region: 133-672 (179 amino acids)
Cellular component (GO): plasma membrane
Source: RefSeq, a predicted model, not a curated record
CAUCCACACCCCCCCCCCGGCGGAACCCAGAUCCCGCAACCGCCGGACUCGUUCGAUUCAACUGUCAGCCCCGAUCCACCAUCUUUGACUGAUUAACGACCAUGGUUCGGACCAAUUAAGACCCAGGAGGAGAUGAACGUGAGCCAUGGGUCGGUUCACCCAGUUGAAGAUGUACCCACCACAGAUGGGGCCGGCCCGAACCCGCUCCGGGUCCGAAUGAAGGAUCUUCCGGGCAUGCCCGGCACUCCGGGUGGCCUCGUCUUGCGCCUCGCCCAGUUUUUCUUCUCCGCCGCCGCGCUCGUCGUCAUGGCCACCACCUCUGACUUCCCCUCCGUCACCGCGUUUUGCUACCUUGUUGCAGCUACUGGUUUGCAGUGCUUGUGGAGCUUGUCGUUGGGCAUUGUUGACGUUUAUGCCCUUCUAGUAAGGCGUUCUUUGCAGAACCAUGGAGUUGUGUGCUUGUUCACCCUCGGCGAUGGGGUGACCUCCACUCUUACAUUUGCUGCUGCUUGUGCUUCUGCGGGCAUCACAGUUCUCAUUGACAAUGAUCUUGAUGGCUGUGCCCGCAACCAUUGUGCACAAUUUGAAACAGCUACAGCCAUGGCUUUCAUAUCCUGGUUCGCUGCAUUACCAUCUUUUCUCUUGAAUUUCUGGUCACUGGCAUCUCGAUGAAUGCAUGUAUAAUGAAAAAACACUCGAGAAGAGAAUGAUGACACGAGCCAUGUUUGAAUGCUAGCGAAGCUUAUUGUGUUUUGCAUGAUUUUUCUUGCCACUGCAAUCUGCUUUAGAGUGAAACUUGUACUUUUGUGUGUAUAGUUGCUGUGACAUCAAAUAUUCGUGGUCGUGAAUGUGGGUUGGUUAGUUAUCUUGUCAACUAAACAUUUACAUGUAGUGUGAAGAGAUGUAUGUUUUCAUGUUAUAAUAGAUUCUAUUCUGCCUCA